Molecule: messenger RNA, 1071 nt
Organism: Rhododendron vialii
Lineage: Eukaryota; Viridiplantae; Streptophyta; Magnoliopsida; Ericales; Ericaceae
Exons: 4
Coding region: 1-1071 (356 amino acids)
Source: RefSeq, a predicted model, not a curated record
AUGCACGUAAAGGAAAUAAACCGUUGUGGGCCUGGUCUAGCAUCAUCCAAGGUGGCUGACUUUAUCAACACCACGUCAAGGGAGUGGAGUAUUCCAAAACUGAAGCAGGUCUUAAGUGAGGAAGAAGCUCUGUCCAUUUCGCAUAUCCCAAUUUCCAAAAUUGAUACUGAGGACUGCAUGCUUUGGGAUUUCACUACUAAUGAACUUAAGUUUUCCCCAAAGCUGAAGCAUUUCUGGUGGAAGGUUUGUAGAAAUCGUCUGGCUACAAAGGAGAACUUGAUGCGUAGGAAUUGUGCCAAUAAUCCCAUGUGCCCAAUGUGUGGCAAGCACAGUGAAUCUAUUGAACAUCUCCUCUUCCACUGUAAAUGGGCAAAGAAUGUGUGGUUUAAAAGCCCAAUCUCUGGGGGGAUUUUUCCAAAUAAUAUCAAUUCUCCUCUCUCCUGGUCAAUCGCUGCUAAAGAAAAGAUGGAUACGGGGUCUUGGAGCAGUGAUUUUUUGGCAAAAGCAAUCUUUAUUGCUUGGUAUAUCUGGAUCGCCAGAAAAGAAAUGGUCUUCCAGGACAAGAUUGGGCCUCCUCAUGGAACGAUGGCUCGAGCUUUGGGUGCGUGGGGUGAAUUCAAGGCUGCCAAAGAAGCUGUCCAGAUUCAUGUUCCUCCCUCUGACAGGCCUCCCCCAGCUCCCAAACUUUGGGCAGCCCCCCCUCCCGGAACGCUUAAGAUCAACUGUGAUGCUUCUUGGACGGAGGCUGCUCAAAAAGGUUGGGGGGGCAUUAUUCUCAGGAACUCUAGAGGGUGUUUGCUUGAUGUGUCGAUUGAAAGUGAUUGUGCUAGUCUUAUCUCCCUAAGUGUUUCGGAAUUAGUUCCACCGUGGGAGGUGUCGGCUUUGAUUACUGAUAUUCGUAAGAUAGGUGCAGAAUUGGAGUUAUCUUUCUGCUGGACUCCAAGGGAAGGAAAUGAAGCAGCCCACUGGAUAGCUUCCUCCAGGGCCUCAACUUUAGGUUGCAAUUGGGUGUCCACUCCACCUGUUCCUCUUUUGUCUAUUCUCUGUAAUGAUGCUUCUAUUUAUCAAUGA